AUGCCCCUACUCGGUUGGUUGGCCUCCGCCUUCUUCAUCGCAAGCACAGCAUCCCAACCAUUAUCUGGAAAGUUGACCGAUAUCUACGGCCGAAGGAACGGUUUGAUAUUCGCCAGUCUUAUCUUUGCACUUGGAAACCUGCUCUGUGCACUCGCCCACAAAGAAUGGGUUCUCAUCCUGGGACGAGUCAUAGCUGGACUAGGCGGGAGCGCUAUAGGACUAAUUGGCUCAUUCAUAAUUUCUGAUCUUAUUCCUCUUAGAAAGAGAGGAAUGUGGCAAGGUAUCGGAAACAUAUGUUAUGGGAUAGGUUCCGGGCUUGGAGGGCCUUUUGGAGGCUGGGUCAAUGAUACGAUUGGUUGGAGGUGGGCAUUCGUCGUACAAAUUCCUCUGACUCUUCUUUCGCUUAUUUGGGUCGUAAUCAAGGUUGAUAUCCCACUAAAAGAAACAGACCAGUCAAAAAUCAAGAGGGUUGAUUUUCUGGGUGCGUUUUUGCUUGUUGCCUCACUUGUGCUGAUGUUACUUGGUCUCAAUUCAGGGGGGAAAUAUUUUGCCUUGGAUCCACCCACUUGUUCUUGGGGCUCUUUGCGUUUCUGUGGUGUCACUUGUUCUUUUCAUCCUCGUGGAAGCGAAAUGGGCCCUUGAACCUAUCAUCCCGGUCCGUUUACUGCUGAAUCGGACGAUUGCAGCGGCAUGUCUGACCAACUGGUUUAUGUCAAUGGCUCGUUUCGGGCUUUUAUUUUAUGGCCCUAUAUACUUUCAAUUACAGGGCUACUCAGCAUCGCAAUCAGGCCUUCGUCUUGUUCCUGAAUCGGAUGCUAUUAGCACGACAUCUCUUGCUUGUGGGAUGGUCAUGCGAUGGACAGGUCGUUGCUAUUCCCUCAGCAUGAUGGUUCAGGGUGUCUUCGUUAUCGGAUUCGUUUGUAUCUCUACAAUACAACUCAGUACACCUGCCUGGCCACCAUUCAUUUAUCUCUUUUUGGUUAGCCUAGGGUAUAGUGGUAUGCUAACAACAACACUUCUCGCCCUCAUCGCGGCAGUCGAGCAGGAACACCAAGCAGUCAUUACUUCUGCCUCUUAUGCGGCUCGUAGCACAGGAAGUGUCAUUGGAAUUACCAUUGUGGGUCCCACUCUCCUUGCAGCUGAUGUAGAAAGAUUAGAACUAACUGUACAUAGGCCUCGACGGUAUUCCAAAACGUCCUUCGACCACAACUCUGGUCUCGUUUACAUCACAAUAAAAACGCGCAAGACAUUAUAUCUAGUAUUGAACACAACCUCAAAACAAUUCAUACCCUACCCCCGGAUUUGAGAAGUGAAGCUUCUGAAGCGUACAUGAUUUCCCUGAGAGCAGUUUUUCUGACGAUGCUUGGAUUGGCAGUGACGGGAUUGAUCACCGGGGCUUUUAUGAAAGAGUAUAAACUGCAUAAUAAAUUAUCUAGGCGGCCUUCGAGUUAA
Molecule: messenger RNA, 1452 nt
Organism: Hymenoscyphus albidus
Lineage: Eukaryota; Fungi; Ascomycota; Leotiomycetes; Helotiales; Helotiaceae
Source: the annotation of a GenBank genome assembly